Messenger RNA from Gongylonema pulchrum, 441 nucleotides. The record is from the annotation of a GenBank genome assembly. NCBI's taxonomy places the organism in Eukaryota, Metazoa, Nematoda, Chromadorea, Rhabditida, Gongylonematidae.
AUGGCAUAUUUUUGGGCAUGUCCACCAGCGGAAAGCGAUGACUACAUAUUCAACCGUCAUCCACCGGAACAAAAAAUACCGAAAGCGAAAAAUCUUGAAAAUUGGUACAAACGAUUGCUUGAGAAAGGCCUUCAGGAACAUAUUGUUUAUAAUUACAAGAACAUUUAUAGGCAGGCCAAACAAGAUAAUUUGUUAACUCCAAUGGCUUUACCGUAUUUCGAAGGCGAUUUUUGGCCGACUUCAAUUGAAAAUUGUAUUGGAGAUGUGUCAUAUAAAGACAGUCCAGUGGCAAAAAAAAGGCAAAAAAGCAUUAGUGGUGAAGAUGGCGGUGAUAAUAUUGCUUGCGUUGGUAACAGCACAGCGAUUACGCGAAAGCACAGGUGUUUAUUUUUCAGUUUUCUAAGUCUCAUUUUCUUGGAUAAGAUAAUGAGAAGGUUGUAG